Molecule: messenger RNA, 1245 nt
Organism: Vigna unguiculata (cowpea)
Lineage: Eukaryota; Viridiplantae; Streptophyta; Magnoliopsida; Fabales; Fabaceae
Product: GDSL esterase/lipase At1g71691-like
Molecular function (GO): hydrolase activity, acting on ester bonds
Source: RefSeq, a predicted model, not a curated record
AUGUCUCGGACCCAAUCUUCUUCUUUAUACUCUAAUAACUGUGUGCAGCGUAGUUUUCCCUCGUUUGAAGGUGGGGGGCGCAUGGUUUUGGGGUUAAGACCCAUUUGUGAUUGUGGAGAAGUUGUAGUUCUCAGGACAGCAAGAACUCCGAAAAAUGUGGGUAGAAAGUUCUGGUGUUGUGCUAACUACAAGCGUGAGAGUGAAGUUGGUGUUUGGUGUAAUUUUUCAAAUGGUGCAAUUUGCAUUCUGGCUGAUGCCUCGCAUUCUAGAAAGAAGAUUGUUCCAGCUCUUUACGUUUUCGGUGAUUCAACCGUAGACGCCGGAAACAACAACAAUCUCAAGACACUUGCCAAGGCAAAUAAAUUUCCCUAUGGGAUUGACUUCAAUAAUUGUUCCACAGGAAGGUUUAGCAAUGGCAAAACAAUUGCUGAUAUUAUUGCCAUUAGAUUGGGUUUGCCAAUGCCGCCUCCAUAUGGGUGUGCCCAAGUCUCAAAGACAUAAGUAGUCACUGGACUUAACUAUGCAUCAGGCUCAUGUGGAAUAUUGAAUUCAACCAGAUCAGGGGAUUGUUUAUCUUUAGAUAAACAAAUUGAAUACUUCACCUUAAGUGUGGACAACGAUCUUCCAAGAAGCAUACAUAGCAAAACAAAACUAAGGCAUUACUUAGCCAAUUCCAUAUACCUCUUAUCAAUUGGAUCUAAUGAUUACAUGUUGAAUUAUUUCAAGUACCCAAAUGAAACCAAUAACAAAUUAAAUCCAGAAAAAUAUGCAGAUUACCUACUUGAGCAACUGACUUCACGUAUCAAGAGAAUUUAUGACCUUGGAGCUCGAAAGUUUGUGGUAAGUAGAAUUGGUCAAAUUGGAUGCACACCAACAGUUAGUAUAAGGACACCAUAUUCCCAAAAAUGCAAUGAAGAUAUGAAUCAAAAGGUGAAACCCUACUCAGAUAAACUUCCUGGGAAGCUACAAGAGCUGCAAACCCAACUCCCACAUUCAUUAUUCGUUAAUUUGGAUAAUUACAACUUCGCCCAGAAAAUAAGAAAUUCCCCUGAAAAAUUUGGGUUCAAAAAUAUUUUUGACUCGUGUGUCCAAGGAGGGAAGCCUUGUGCAAACCGGAAUGAAUAUUAUUUUUUUGACUUUGCUCACCCAACUGAAGCUACAAAUAAAAUACAUGCAAAUGAGUGUUUUAGUGGAACUCAAUUAUGUCUUCCUUACAAUAUUCAAAAAUUGAUUCACGCUCAUUAA